Molecule: messenger RNA, 1039 nt
Organism: Mytilus trossulus (common blue mussel)
Lineage: Eukaryota; Metazoa; Mollusca; Bivalvia; Mytilida; Mytilidae
Product: ribonuclease H2 subunit B-like
Exons: 2
Coding region: 19-984 (321 amino acids)
Biological process (GO): RNA catabolic process
Cellular component (GO): ribonuclease H2 complex; nucleoplasm
Source: RefSeq, a predicted model, not a curated record
GAUUUUUUUUUUUGCAGAAUGCCACCAAGAAGAUCAUCAAGAGCAAAUACUUCCAAAGAAAAUACUACUGAACAGAAAUCGAAAUGCAACGGAAUAACCGAAAAAGAACCAGACCAGUGGGUCAUGUUAAUUAACAAGAAAACCCUUCAGACUAACCAGGAUCCAGAAGAAAAUCCAAAAUUUUACCAGUUAAAACAUCCGAAAACCGAAAAGGGGGCUUUGUUUUUGUUUUCUGGAAAUGACACAGACGUUUAUGAGUUACAGAGUUUUAAUCAACAAUUUAGAUCAUGGAUAAUUGACAAUGAAAUCCUUAAAGAUGGAAAAAUUCUGUUUACAACUCCUAUCGAUCCACUGUUUUUGGUUUUGCCGUACCUGCAGAAAGAGGAGAAAUCUGGCAAAUUCAUGACAUUAGAUCAAAUAGUUGUUGAUGACAGUUUUCCAGAAUGUAGGAGACUUUGCAACACAAGUGGGAUGUCACUGUUAAAGGAAAUAUCUGAUGUCAAGGGAGAUGAUUCCUUCAAAGCUUACAGAUUCAAUAAAGAGAAGACACUAUCUUGGCUGAAAGAAAAGGCAAAUAGACUAGCAGACAAAAUGACAGAGAAAGAUAUUUGUGUCAGCGGUUCAUCUCACAGUGUCAACUUUAUUAAAAGUAAAAAAUCUUCUGUAACAUCUCGAGAAGACUAUGUAAGAUUUGCCCAUGGUGUUGUUUCCGAUUACAUCUCUGAAGACCUAAGUAUUGCUUUAAGAGACUACAUGGGAAUACCUGUUAUUAUCCCUAAAAAAGAGAUAGAAAACGAAGAGCCACCUGCAAAAAAACAGAAAACAGGGAGUUCAGCACCAACAGAUGAUUACAGCAAAGAACAGUCCAAGCCUAAGGCUCAAACAGAAAAAAAAGUAUCCACAGCACAGAAAAAAUUAAGUCGGGUUGAUAAAUCUGGCAUGAAGAGUUUAUCAAGUUUUUUCUCCCCAAAACCAAAGAAAUAAUUUCAAACUUUAUACAUAAUCAUCACAGGUGCUAUAUAAAGUCUGUAAAUACAAA